Messenger RNA from Asparagus officinalis (garden asparagus), 1154 nucleotides. Its product is annotated as protein ENHANCED DOWNY MILDEW 2-like. Bases 99 to 857 code for a protein of 252 amino acids. The transcript has 7 exons. The record is from RefSeq and is a predicted model, not a curated record. Lineage: Eukaryota; Viridiplantae; Streptophyta; Magnoliopsida; Asparagales; Asparagaceae.
CUCCGGGGCCCUAUUUAUUUAAACACGCUGACGCUCUCCAGAAACCCAAAACUGAAGUAACUUUCGUCCCUCCAGCGAAUUUACCUUGAAGUUAAAUCAUGGCGUCUUCAAGCGACGAGGAGGUGCAGGACCCACAAUCCGUGACGGACAUUUAUUACGUAGAUGAUACGGAGAACAAUGUUGAUGAUUUGGAGAGCGAUGCUGAUCCAAUUUGUGCCAUUUGUGACGACGGCGGUCGAAUCGUGCGUUGUGAGGGGAGAUGCAGGAGAUCCUUCCAUGCAACCAUAGUAGAUGGCAUAGAAACAGGUUGUAACUCUCUUGGCUUAUCCGAAGCUCAAAUUCAGGCCAUUGACACCUUUUUGUGCAAAAAUUGUGAGUAUAAUCAACAUCAGUGUUUUGUCUGUGGGAGUCUAGGCUCCUCUGAUAUGUUGGCUGGUGCACAGGUCUUCCCCUGCGUUGAUGCAACUUGUGGUCACUUCUACCACCCAAAAUGUGUAGCUGACCUACUGUUCCCGGAGAAUGAAAUGGAAGCAACAGAGUGUGAGUUAAUGAUUGCUGAUGGGGAAUCAUUUACAUGCCCUGCUCAUAAAUGUCAUGUUUGUAACCAAGAAGAAAACAAAGAGGUCCCCGAGUUGCAGUUUGCAGUGUGCCGGCGUUGCCCUAUGUCAUAUCACAGGCAGUGUUUGCCUGGGGAAAUUGUCCUUGACGGUGCACAGGAAGGAGUUAUACAAAGAGCAUGGGAGUCUCUGAUUCCUGAGCGCAUCUUGAUAUAUUGCUUGAGACAUGAGAUUGAUGCAAACCUUGGAACUCCUAGAAGAAAUCACAUAAUAUUUCCAGAAAUUCCUGAAGGGAACUAGGCUGUGAAUGCCAAAAAAAUAAAGGGAAGGUUCUGCGUAUGAACAGUUAAAUUGGAGUAAAAUAGUAGAUCUUAAAAAACCUAUAUAGUUUUGUGUUGUUAAGUUUGACUGCUAAAGUAGUUUCUUUGCCCCCAAACCUUUGUGUUUUGCUGUUAACCGCACUUUUAGUUAGAGGAAUAGAUUGCAUUAUCAUCUAUAUAUGAGUAUUCAGUAUAGCUAUAUACUUCCAUAUACAUUCAUCUGGCAGAAAGUGUGGUUCUUCUUGUGAUUAUGUUAUUUUUAUGGCGCUUGUCUCUC